Molecule: messenger RNA, 3891 nt
Organism: Peronospora matthiolae
Lineage: Eukaryota; Oomycota; Peronosporomycetes; Peronosporales; Peronosporaceae
Source: the annotation of a GenBank genome assembly
AUGUCAUCCAACAACACCUCGGCCAGUGUCUCCAUCGAUAAGUUCGAUGGGGACAACUACUCAACCUGGUGUCGCUACAUGCGCGGCGUGUUUCUGACGAAGUCAGUCUGGUACGUCGUGAACCGCGAAACGUCUCCAACCUUCACCGACACGCGAGCUUCCGACGAGUACGUCAAGGCGAGCAACAUCGCGUUCGGGUUGAUGUUGCUCCACAUGGACGCCGACUACCACCAUGUGGUCGACAACUGUGAAGAAGCAUGGACAGCGUGGUCGCGGUUGAAGAUGCUCUAUGGUGGGUCGCAGAAGGCGGGACGCAUCUACCUCAAGCGCCAGCUAUUCAGCAUCAAGAUGGCGGAAGGUGCCAACGUCUUGCACCAUUGCAACGAAGUCUUGAACAUCGGCGCCAAGCUCAGCAGCAUCGGUGCCAAGAUGGAAGACGAAGACAUUGCGAUCUGCUUGCUGCUCAGUCUCCCGAAGAGUUUCGAGAACGUGGUUCUGAACUUGGAGAUGAGCAAUGCAGAGCUGCGCACGCAAGAUGUGGUCAAGGUGCUGACUAACGAGCACAUCAAGCGACAAGGCGAGAAGAUGACAACGGCAACGACAACGGUGAAGACUGAAGAUGCGACAAAGGCAUUCAGUACCGAGCGCAAACCCUACCAAUGCACAUACUGCGGCAAGGUGGGGCACACGGCAGAGCGUUGCUGGACGAAGCAAAAGGAUGAAAGUCGAGGAGCCCAACGCGGCGGCAAUGGUCGUGGACGCGGGGCAAACAAUGUCCAGUGGCGACAUUAUGAUGAAGGCAACAGCUACGAUCGAGUGGCGUUUGCAGUUUCGUUCGAAUGCGGAGUUUCGACGAACAAGAAUGGACCAGGAAUGUGGGCCGUUGACAGCGGGGCAACACAUCACAUCUGCCACGACAAGUUCAAGUUUGCAAGCUUGGUCGAAGGCAAUGAUGGCGAGAUCCUGGUGGCUGAUGGCAACAAGGCGGCCAUCAAAGGUGUGGGGACCAUCGUGGAAAAGGUGAUUCUGCCAAACGGGGAAGAGCGCGAGAUCGAGAUCAAGAACGCGCUCUAUGUGCCCAGCAUGAGCAAAAAUCUGCUCUCGGUGCCGCAGAUUAACAAGCACGGCAACUUCCAAGUGGUGUUUGACGGGGGAUACGAUCGAUCGGCCAAUGCGACAUCACUCAGCAACGCUGUUGAUCUACAUGCGCGAAUGGGCCAUGCUCCAGUCGACGUGCUUCGCAGGAUGGUGAAAAGCCACAUGAUCAAGGACGCUCACAUCCCUUCCAAGCCGAAUGGAUCAAGUGUGUGUCGAGGAUGCCAAGAAGGGAAGAUGGUCCAAAAACCAUUCCCGAGCAACCGUGACAAGCGCACCUACAACACCUUCGAGAUGCUCCACUUCGACAUCUGCGGACCCAUGGAAGAAAAAUCUCUGGGUGGCAGCAAGUAUCUGCUGCUGAUCGUGGAUGAAGCCAGCGGAUGCAUGAAGGGUUUUUGUCUGCAUUCCAAGUCAGAGAGCGAAGAGUGCAUCAAGAAGUACAUCACGAUGAUACAGACGCAGUUCAACAAGAAGGUCAAAUUUGUGCGACACGAUGGAGCCCGCGAGUUUGCGACGAACUCGCUUCAAGAUUUCUACGAAGUCGAAGGCAUCGAGCAACAAACCACGGUGCCAUACGCACAUCAAGCCAAUGGAACUGCUGAACGCGCGAUUCGAACUAUCGUCACCAUCGGUCGUAGCAUGCUCCAUCAUGCCAAGUUGGACAAGUGCUUCUGGGCUGAAGCGGCAAUGACGGCCGUCUAUGUGAAGAACCGUUUGCCGUCACCCAAGAUUCCACACAAGACACCGUUCGAGAUUGUCUACAAUUCUAAGCCAAGUGUCAAGCACAUGCGCGUUUUUGGGUGCCAAGCAUACAUCUUGACCCCGAAGGAGAAACGACUCAAGUGGGAUCCCAAGGCCCGGGCUGGAUUGUUUUUGGGCUACGAAGAAGUGUCCAAGGCGUAUCGAGUUUACGACAUCGAAGCGGGGCAGGUGAUGAUAAGUCGCGAUGUCAACUUCGAUGAGUCGGCCUUUGGAAUGUCGAUGCUGAUUUCCGAUGACGAUGUUGAUGGCCUGGACUUCGAAUCGAUCGAUCUUGAUGAUGAAGAACCGCGUCCGAGACACUUCAAACAAACAGGAAAGCGCAAGGCCCAACCCAGUCACGACAAUGACGACGCAAGCAUGCCCCGAGCAGUGCGCCAACGACCCGGAUUGGAAGAGUCAAGUGCGCCGGAUGACCUCUCUUCACGUCGAGCCAACGAAGAUGAAGAAAGGAAGUCGGAGGAACAACAUGACACACCGACUUCCUCCGCGUUUUGGCAUGCGAGUGCAAACGCCGUCGAAGCAGCGGUCGAUUUUUCGGAGCCGUCGACAUUUGAAGAAGCAGUGUCUGGCCCGGACCAAGUACACUGGCGCAAGGCAAUUGAUGCGGAGCUCGAUUCGAUGAAGCUUCGCGGUGUCUUUCGUGCGGCCAAGUUACCCAACGGACAAAGCGCCAUUGGCACAAAGUGGGUCUUCAAGAUCAAGCGCAAGGCGGAUGGGUCGAUCGAGAAAUACAAGGCACGACUUGUGGCCAAGGGUUUUCGCCAAAAGUAUGGCAUCGACUACACGGAGACGUUCUCGCCCGUGGUCAAGUAUCUCGAUGUGGUGACUGCGUUCCUGUAUGGAGUGAUGAAGGAGAAGGUGUUCUGCGCUGUUCCGGAAGGCGUCAAGAUGGAAGGUGAUUUCGACUGUCUCGAGCUGAUCAAGGCGAUCUACGGUCUCAAGCAAGCCUCGCGUGUUUGGAACGAGACCUUCGACGAGUUCAUACGCUCGAUUGGUUUUCAAGCGUCGGGAUUCGAUCCAUGUCUCUACAUCAUGACUUCGGAAGGCCAUUGUGUUUUUGUGCUGGUCUACGUGGACGAUGUCUUGGUGACUGGAAGCUCGCUCGAGAUGAUUGCGCGCACCAAGAACGACCUCAAGACACGCUUCGAGAUGACGGACAGCGGCAAGUGUGCCUUUGUUCUUGGGAUCGAGUUAUUGGACGGUGAAGAUGGCAGCGUGACUAUGUGUCAGCGCCGUUAUGUCGACGAUGUCCUCAAGCGCUUUGGAAUGGAUGAGUGCAAGGCUGUGGCAAGUCCGGUGGACGUCAGCUCUCGACUGGUUCCAAGCAACUCUGCAAGCAAGGUGGAUGUCCCAUUCCGUGAAGCAGUGGGUGCUUUGAUGCAUCUGACGACUGCAACGCGACCGGACAUCGCCUAUGCUGUAAGCUUUGUGUCACGGUUCAUGGAGAAACCCCAAGAAGAACACUGGGUUGCAGUCAAGCGCAUCUUCCGCUACCUACAAGGCACCAAGAUGCAUGGAAUCUGCUACAAGCCAAGUGCGAAGAUCGACUUUCGUGGCUAUUCAGAUGCAGACUGGGCCGGUGACCUUGCUGAUCGCAAAUCGACGUCCGGCUACGUCUUCAUGCUAUUGGGUGCUCCGGUGAGUUGGGGCAGCAAGAAACAGCCAAGUGUGUCACUGUCUACAAGCGAAGCGGAGUACAUCGCGCUCAGCCUGGCGAUCCAAGAAGGCAAGUGGAUCAAUCGCUUGCUGUGCGAGAUCAUGGCGGCUGCAAACGAAGAAGGACCCGAGCUCGUCAUCCGUGAAGACAACCAGUCGUGCAUCAAGAUGACGAAGAAUCCGGUCAACCACGGCCGCGCUAAACACAUCGACAUCAAGUACCAUCACAUCCGUGAUGAAGUCAAGCGCGGCGAAGUGAAGCUUGAAUACUGCGAGACGACGUUGAUGUUGGCGGACAUCAUGACGAAGGGACUUCACGGACCGCGUCACAAGGACUUGACGGCGGCGCUUGGCAUCCGUGCGUGUUCGGAUUGA